Messenger RNA from Teleopsis dalmanni, 784 nucleotides. Its product is annotated as trypsin-like. The transcript has a single exon. Gene Ontology annotation, molecular function: serine-type endopeptidase activity. The record is from RefSeq and is a predicted model, not a curated record. Gene Ontology annotation, biological process: proteolysis. Bases 13 to 777 code for a protein of 254 amino acids. NCBI's taxonomy places the organism in Eukaryota, Metazoa, Arthropoda, Insecta, Diptera, Diopsidae.
UGGUUCAGAAAUAUGUUUCGAUUCGUAACUGUCUUAGCUUUGUUAAGCUGUGUCUUGGCAAAUACCUUACCAGAAGGAUUCGAUGGACGUAUUGUGAAUGGUGAGGACACUACAAUAGAGGCACAUCCAUAUCAAGUGUCUAUACAAAAGAGUUCGGGUGGACAUUUCUGUGGUGGUUCAAUUAUAAAUGAGGACACUGUAGUCACAGCUGCACAUUGCAUGACAGGACAGGAUGCUUCAAAUCUUAAAAUACGUUUGGGUUCAACUCUCUACAACGAAGGUGGUGAAUAUGUUUCAGUAAGGGCAUUCGAAUAUCAUCCAGGAUAUAAUUCUAAAACUAAGGAAAAUGAUAUUGCCGUCAUUAAAUUGGCCACACCUGUACGUCAGUCAGCAAAAAUUCGUUAUAUUGCGCUAGCUGAAAAAACACCAGCAACUGGUACUCAUGCAGUUGUGACUGGUUGGGGCGUUAAAUGUUUCUUCUGGUGUAUUUCUUCUCCAACGACUUUGCAAGAAGUUAAAGUUGGUAUUGUUGAUGAGUUGCGGUGUGCUUCGGACGAAUACAAAUAUGGUCCAAAGAUUAUGCCAACAAUGGUUUGUGCUUUUGAUGAAUCUAAGGAUGCAUGUCAAGGCGAUUCAGGCGGUCCAUUGGUUGCAGAUGAUGUAUUGGUUGGUGUUGUGUCAUGGGGUAAUGGUUGCGCUAAAAGUGGUUAUCCUGGUGUCUACAGUGAUGUCGCUUCUCUACGUAAAUGGGUUGUUGCAACUUCAAAUUCCUUGUAAAAGACUA